This is a messenger RNA of Cordyceps fumosorosea ARSEF 2679, 456 nucleotides long. RefSeq lists its product as hypothetical. Bases 1 to 456 code for a protein of 151 amino acids. The transcript has a single exon. The record is from RefSeq and is a predicted model, not a curated record. Lineage: Eukaryota; Fungi; Ascomycota; Sordariomycetes; Hypocreales; Cordycipitaceae.
AUGGGAAACCGCGCGAUGCAGCCCCACGUCCAGAGCAACACCGAAUUUGACAGCCUGGACCGCUGCGAGCGCGGCGUCGACGCCGACAACGACGACCCGGAUGCCACCGAAACACCCCCCGCCGUGCUCGCCUUCCUCGGCCUGCUCAUGCUGAUCCUGGGCCUGCACCAGUGUCUCUACCUGUACGUCUCCAUACCUCCUGUCCGGGGUUGUCCUCGCAAGCUGUUCGCGCGAACUGACGUCAUCUUCAACAGGUCACCAUGCUACGGGGCGACGGCCGCCUUGGCGGUGAUCAUGCUCCUCGUGGCCGCCGUCCGGGCCUGCCGCACCAGUGCCGCCGCGGGCUUGUUCUGCCUGAUGUGCGGCGGCGGGCUCCUGGUACCCGUGGGCCUGUUGGCCCUCGGCCUUGCGGCGUGGCGGGCGCGGCGGCUGUCGGCCGAAUUCAAGAGAGACUAA